Molecule: messenger RNA, 1028 nt
Organism: Patiria miniata (bat star)
Lineage: Eukaryota; Metazoa; Echinodermata; Asteroidea; Valvatida; Asterinidae
Product: protein RD3-like
Exons: 2
Coding region: 136-744 (202 amino acids)
Source: RefSeq, a predicted model, not a curated record
AUUAGACCCUGUCGUGUAUAAAUUAAGUGCCUGAUAUUCUCUCCCCCUCUUCAUUUGCAGAGCUGACGGCGAAGGCAGCUAACACGGUACACAAUCACCUAGCAGCCAGCACAGUUUGAGAGAGCCGGCCUCUCAAUGAGCAUGCCAUUGACUUCGCUGUUCCGCAGCAACGAGAUCAAACUGUCGGAGAAGAAUGAAGCCAGCGUGGUGCGGGACUGCCUGAUGGCCGAGCUGGAGUACCAGAUGAGGGAACGCCAGCACGCCAAAUGGCAAGAAGAGGAGGACCGCAAGAAGAAACAGGGUGUGGCGGACUACAGCUGGCUGGUCAGCACCCCGCCCAAAUACUUCACCCCGCCCCAACUGCAGGUGCUUCAGUUGGAGGAGCUGUGCGGCGACGUGCGUUCGACGGAAACCGGGCGGAUCAUCAACCGCUUCCGCGACGUGCUUGCCCGGGAGCCCCAGGUCGAGGAGAUUCCGCUGCUCUUAAACGCUGUCAUGCACCAGGUGAUACAAGAGCGCCCUCAGGAGGAGACGCUGAGCGAGUGGGUGGCCAAACGGACUAGCAGCCUGACGCGACUGCGGAACAACGUCCGCGUGUCGCCGCUGAACACGGACUCCGCAGACGACAAUACGCAGGUGACUAAACGCUCACUCAGCAUGCCCGAGUUUAGCGCCAGGGCUAGGACUGGGCAGCCCCGGAGCCUUGCCGAGUUCUGCACGAACAUUGACGACCUUCCAGUUUGACAAUUUGUUUUUGCUACAUCGACACCACAUUUGAUACCCGCAUGUCAGCCUAGUCACUCAACGGUGCCCAAGUUUUUCAUUAUUAAAUUAUGCCCACUUAUUUGACAGGGUAGUUGGUUCUGCUCAGUUUGUUUACAGCGUAUCUUUUUCUCGUUGCUUGGAUAUAACCAUUAGUGAUUGAAUAAUUCAUUGUAAAUUUGUAUUCACCGAUGGAAACAACUCAAUGUGGAGCUGGGUGGCUACAACAACAAAGGUACGGUAAUCCAGAUCUUCAGAUUAAAAAA